Stegostoma tigrinum is the source of this 4182-nucleotide messenger RNA. RefSeq names its product DIS3 like 3'-5' exoribonuclease 2 (gene dis3l2). Bases 141 to 3734 code for a protein of 1197 amino acids. Gene Ontology annotation, biological process: miRNA catabolic process. Gene Ontology annotation, cellular component: exosome (RNase complex); P-body. Gene Ontology annotation, molecular function: 3'-5'-RNA exonuclease activity; RNA binding. The record is from RefSeq and is a predicted model, not a curated record. The transcript has 22 exons. NCBI's taxonomy places the organism in Eukaryota, Metazoa, Chordata, Chondrichthyes, Orectolobiformes, Stegostomatidae.
GGAAGUAUGACCCGGAAGGAGUUUGUUGACGCGCAGUGAUCCGGAGGUUGCAGCGGCUGUUAAACUGAGGAACGACACCUUGUUCAUGCCAGCUUUUCCCUUCUCUUCACUUGUCUCUUUUGUGAUUAUCAACAUCACCAAUGGAUCAUUCAGGACAAACUAAAGAAACAUUUCCCUCUUUUGAUGCAAGACAUAGUGUUAGUAAGAUUUAUUAUCCACAAAAAAAUGCUUAUUCCAGGCUGGUGAAUCAGCAUCGUAGUGGAAGGUUUAGGGCCUAUCGAAGCCAAUUUGCUCAGCAAAUCAAUUGCGUAGCCAAGAAUGAUGAAUGUGGCGUUAUUCCUGGGAGUAGUUUGAAUCUUUCAGAAGUAGAAAUGAUGCCACAGAAGCAUGUUAAUAAUGGACAAUUUCUAGGAGAUAAUGUGAAAUGUAGCCUCUCUCUGGAUGUUGGCGGCACUGCUCUCUUUGCAAAUUUGCCUGUUAGUCUUAUGGAAAAGGUUGUGGAUACUGGUGAGUCUGACAUGCUUGACUCUGGGAAGAAGAAACAGGGAUUGGUGACCAGAAAGGAAAACAAGCAAAGAGACAUCACCGUCAACCAGGAUGAAGAUGUUAAGUCAGCAAAUGAAGUUACGUUCAAAGAAACUAAGCCGAAGCAAGGCCAUCCAAAACCAUAUCUCGAUCACCACAAAGAGUUUGUGGGGCUUGAAAAAACAGCAGCAACUGGGGAAAGUGAUCAUUACUCUGAGGCUAUAUUGCCAAGGUAUAAACCAUCUUUUGACAGUUGUAGUCUGAAUAUUGACCUAGGCAGAACAGAGAGUAAUGUGCAAAUAAUUAAUGAAAUGGAAGUACAGAACAAUAAGAAAAAGAAAAACAGAAGAAAAAGCAAAGGAAAAAAUGACACAAGCAUGGGUGUCACUCUGAGUUCUAGUGGGCUGUGUGUUGGAGACCAAGUUGCUACACUUCACGAUUUGGGAUCUGCUAUGCUGGAGAAAACCAAUGUCGACCAUUUGCAAAGUGAAGUUGUAGACAGGCGACCUGGCCCAACAUCUAAGCACAGUCACGAGUCAGUCAAAAGCAAUCAACCCAUUGACAGAAGAAAAAGAUCUGAAUCAUUGGAUGAAACUGCUGACAUGAAUUUUAAACCUGUGAUCACUAAUGUGGAAAAUCUGGCCAUACGUUCAACUCCAAAUGACAAACGGAAUCGAAGGAGGUCUGGCCGGGGGAGGAAGAAGAUAUUUGAAAAUUAUUUCUUAAGCAGUGAUGUUUCAGUUGGCUUAAAGAGAGGAGAACUUAUACAGGGUCCACUGAGAAUAAAUCCGAAAAAUUACCAGGAGGCUUUUAUUCCUUCUCCUGAUGGAAACAGAGACAUUUUUAUCAAUGGUAUCAUUUCCCGAAACAGAGCCUUGAACGGUGACAUAGUGGUGGUAAAGCUCCUGCCUAAAGAGAAGUGGAAGGUUAUCACACCUGAUGGAGAUAGCUCAGAAGUUAAUAUAAUUGCUCAAUCUGGUGUACCUGGUGCAGUUAAUAAUAUGACCUUGGAGGACCUUCCAGCUCAGGAUAGAGUUAAAAUACUCGAAGCCAGUCCUGAUGUAAUUAUUGAGGAGCAAUAUGAUGACAGCCAAGAUGAAAGUGAAAAUGAAUCGAGUGAUUUGCAGAAAAUUGUAGUUGGUGAAAGUGUGAACAAGAUAAAGUUCAGUCCUUCAGAUAACGCUGCUGGUUGUAGUGGAACACAGACGGUUGAUAAGGGUGCAACUAGAACGCAAACUUCGAAACAAGGAAAACAUUGCAGUCUUGUAAAUGAUUCAAGAAAUCCAGAUCGGUUUCUUCAAAAAACAGGCAAGGUAAUUUACAUUGUGGAAAGGAAACAUUCCAGAGCUGUGACUGGAUUUAUUAAACCAUUUCCUGACAAAAGCAGCGAACUUUACAAAGGGUUCUUCAUGUUUUCACCUGUUGAUCAUCGAGUGCCUAGAAUCUUGGUACCUUCAGAAGAAUGCCCAAAGGACUUUAUGGCUAGGCCUUCAGAUUAUGAGAAUGUUCUUUUUAUUUGCCGCAUUGUGGAUUGGAGGGAUGACAGUAGUUUUGCAGAUGGGCAUUUGACCAAAAGUCUAGGACAAGCAGGUGAAAUUGAACCUGAAACUGAGGGCAUCCUUACUGAAUAUGAUGUGGAGUUCUCUGAUUUCCCUGAUGAGGUACUGAACUGUCUACCAAAAUUUUUACCAUGGACCAUCCCGAAAGAAGAAUUGCAAAAGCGUAAAGAUUUACGGAAAGAGUGCAUAUUCACAAUUGAUCCGGCCACUGCUAGAGAUUUGGAUGAUGCGCUGUCUUGUCGCAAACUUCAAGAUGGUAACUUUGAAGUUGGAGUGCAUAUUGCAGAUGUGAGUUACUUUGUUCACGAAGGGACUGCUCUUGAUACGAUGGCCAGUAAGAGGGCAACCAGCGUCUACUUGGUUCAGAAGGUUAUCCCAAUGCUUCCUAGGCUUCUCUGUGAAGAGCUCUGCAGCUUGAAUCCAAUGCAAGACAAGCUAGCCUUUUCUGUCAUUUGGAAGUUGACACCUCAAGGAAAGGUCCUCAGUCAGUGGUACGGUCGAACUAUUAUUCGUUCUUGUGUAAAACUGAGUUAUAAUCAUGCACAAAGUAUAAUUGAGGAUCCAGAAAAAAUAUUCACCCCUGAUGAAUUGCCACCUGUUUCACCUGAGCAUUGUAUUACGGACAUAAAAACUGCUGUAAUAAAUCUUCAUAACAUGGCUAAACACCUUCGUAAGCAAAGGUUUGAUGACGGUGCUUUACGAUUGGACCAGUCGAAGAUCGCUUUCACCUUGGAUAGAGAAACAGGAAUGCCUCAAGGAUGUUAUAUCUAUCAAUAUAAGGACAGCAAUAAGUUGAUUGAAGAGUUCAUGUUACUGGCAAACAUGGCAGUUGCACACAUCAUCUAUGGUUUAUUCUGUGAACAAGCUUUACUACGCCGACAUCCACCACCACAAACAAACAUGCUCGAUGACCUCGCUGCAUUCUUUGAGGAGCUGGGACUUAACAUUGACUUGCAAACUGCAGGCGCAUUACAUAACACCCUAAAUGAAACUGUUGGGAAUGAUCAGUAUUCUGCUGCCAGAAAAGAAGUACUGACCCAUAUGUGUUCUCGACCAAUGCAGAUGGCACAGUACUUCUGUACUGGCGUUCUUCGUGAUGAAACAUUAUUCCGCCAUUAUGCACUCAACGUGCCUCUCUACACUCACUUCACUUCCCCCAUUCGCCGUUACGCUGAUAUUAUUGUGCAUCGACUUCUUGCUGCGUCACUUGGUUCUGGCCAUCAGUUUGGUUUAAAUAAAAGCGACAUUCAGAAACAAGCAGACCAUUGCAAUGCAAAAAAGAGUGCGUCAAAAAAAGUACAAGAGCUUAGCACUGAUAUUUUCUUCUCUGUUUUUGUGAAGGAAUGUGGCCCUCUGGAAUCUGAAGCCAUGGUAAUGGGGGUUUUGGAUCAAUCCUUUGAUGUUUUGGUUCUACGAUACGGUAUCCAGAAGCGAGUCUACUGUAAUGGCCUUCCUCUCCAAGGAUUUACUUUUCACAAAGUAGGAAAGAAGCCUGAACUAAGAUUGAUGUGGGAACCAGAGACAUUGGACCAGAAGCCAGUUUACCAGGUAAUAACCAUCUUUGCACUGGUGGACAUUGUCUUAAAGUCAGACAGCACAGCCCUGAAGUACAGUGCCAUUCUCAAGAAACCAAGUGGAGCUUGUGUAUAAAGUUUUAUAUGAACUCUGAAAAAUGCUGCUGAAACCAAAGUUACUGUUAACUGGAAAGUUUUUUUUAAUACACAAAACAUUGUUUAAAAAUCAGUAAUAUUUUAAUGGUAAUUUUAAGUUUUAGCUGCAUAGAGCUAUUGUGGCAAGUUUUAGUUUAAGUGCAAAUGUGUUGUAGGUAGCGGGGAGCUUCAAAAAUGCAUUUUGUUGCAUAUGUUUUAACAGUUAUAUAUUACUUUCAUAGUGCAUUAUGAUAUUGUUAGAAACUGAGGUUAAAAACAAGCUGUAAUAUCUGAAACCAGAGUGUGGUAAACGUGACAUGAUAUUGAAAUCAAAUAUUGUAUGAUGUGGAGUAUGUAUCUAGAUCAGCACUGUGCACAGAGUAAGGAGAACUAUCUGUUGUAAUGUACUGUAUUCUGAAGCAAAUAAUAAAACAAUACCUCAUUCCAAA